Molecule: messenger RNA, 2348 nt
Organism: Lathyrus oleraceus (garden pea)
Lineage: Eukaryota; Viridiplantae; Streptophyta; Magnoliopsida; Fabales; Fabaceae
Product: subtilisin-like protease SBT4.3
Exons: 2
Coding region: 13-2193 (726 amino acids)
Biological process (GO): proteolysis
Molecular function (GO): serine-type endopeptidase activity
Source: RefSeq, a predicted model, not a curated record
AGAUUUUCAAAAAUGCAGACAAUGGUGAAAUAUAAUGUUAUUUUAUUCUUGUUUGUCUCUAUGGUUUUAUCACCAAUAACGUUUUUUAUGUGUUCUGCCACUGAAAGUGGUGAUGAAAGCAGUAAACUGUAUAUUGUAUAUAUGGGCUCACUUCCUAAGGUAGCAUCCUAUUCUGCAACCUCUCAUCAUCUCAGCAUGUUGGAACAAGUCAUAGGUGAUAGCGGCGCAGAAAAUUCAUUGGUUCAAAGUUACAAGAGAAGUUUCAAUGGUUUUGCCGCCAUACUCAAUGACCAACAACGGGAAAAGCUUCUCGCCAUGGAAGAGGUGGUCUCAGUUUUUCCAAACACUAACUUUCACAUUCAAACCACAAGAUCGUGGGAUUUUCUUGGAUUCCCUCAAUCAAUCAAAAGGGAUCAAAUUAUUGAGAGUGAUUUGAUCAUUGGAGUUAUAGAUAGCGGAAUAUGGCCCGAGUCUCAAAGUUUCGAUGACAAAGGUCUUGGUCCCAUUCCCAAAAAGUGGAAGGGAGUUUGUAAAGGCGGUGCUAACUUCACUUGCAACAAGAAAAUUAUUGGAGCACGGUCUUACGGUAAUGCAAAGGAGAAUGCAAGAGACGACCUUGGUCAUGGAACUCACACAGCAUCAAUUGCGGGUGGAAGAGAGGUGCAAGGUGUGAGUUUUUUUGAUUUUGCAAAAGGCACCGCAAGGGGUGGAGUCCCAUCUUCAAGGAUUGCUGUAUAUAAAUUAUGUGGCGCGGAUGGUGGAUGCACCGGUAUUAAUAUCUUAGCUGCAUUUGAUGAUGCCAUUGCUGAUGGAGUUGACAUCAUAACAAUCUCAAUUGGGAGCGAGUCUGCUGUUGAGUUUCUUAACGAUCCUAUUGCUAUUUCUUCUUUUCAUGCCAUGGAGAAAGGAAUACUUGUAUCGCAUUCGGCAGGAAACUCUGGUCCUAACCCAAGUUCUACUUCAAGUGUAGCACCUUGGUUAUUUAGUGUUGCUGCAACUACCAUAGAUCGUCAAUUCAUUGAUAAGCUCAUUCUUGGAAAUGGAAAGACUCUCGUUGGUAGGUCGGUAAAUGCUUUCCCUUCAAAUGGUACAAAAAUUUCAAUAGUUAAGAGAUCUUGCUCUGAAUCCUUUAACAAAACACUGAUGAAAGGAAAGAUUAUUUUGUGUGAAUUAAAUGGGUUUGAUGAAUGGGCUUUUCAAAAUGGUGCAUUUGGUAUAGUCUCAAGUGUUGACCUAGGAAUUAAUGACGUUUCUUUUGUAACUCAAAUGCCUUCAGUUAACCUUGAUUUAAAAGACUAUGUUCUUGUUCAAUCUUACACAAAUUCCACUAAAUCCCCUGUAGCUGAAAUUUUGAAGAGUGAGAUCUUCCAUGACACGACUUCUCCUAGAGUUGCUUCUUUCUCUUCUUGUGGGCCAAACUCAUUGGUUAUGGAUAUAAUGAAACCAGAUAUAAGCGCCCCAGGAGUGGAUAUCUUGGCUGCAUAUUCCCCUAUAUCCCCACCCUCCGGGAAUUCCGGUGAUACGAGAAAGGUAAACUACAACAUAGAAUCUGGAACCUCCAUGUCAUGUCCCCACAUUGCUGGUAUUGUUGCCUAUGUGAAAUCAUUUCAUCCGGAUUGGUCACCCGCAGCUAUCAAAUCUGCCAUCAUGACCACAACAAAACCAGUAAAUGGUACUUAUAAUAAUUUGGCUGGUGAGUUUUCUUAUGGAUCAGGAAAUGCAAAUCCACGAUUAGCUAUUGACCCGGGACUUAUUUAUAACAUCACAAAGGACGAUUAUGUGCAAAUGCUUUGUAAUUAUGGUUAUGAUAAUGGAAAAAUUAAACAGAUUACUGGAGACAACUCAAGUUGUCGCGAUGCUUCUAACCUAACUUUGGUAAAAGAUCUAAAUUAUCCUGCAAUAGUAAUUUCUGUUGCGGCUGAGACACCUUUCAAUAUCAAGUUUCCUAAAAAAGUUACAAAUGUUGGCUCAAAAAACGCAACUUAUAAAGCUAUUAUUACUCCAAUUCCAAAUGUCAAGAUUACAGUGGAGCCAAACAUUCUCUCAUUCAAAUCAUUGCAAGAGACACAAUCAUUUGUAGUCACCGCUGUUGGGAGAGUAGGAUCACGACAAACCGAGUUUUCUUCUUCACUUGUUUGGUCAGAUGGUACUCACAAUGUCAAGAGUCCAAUUAUCGUGCACAUAAAAUCCUAAACUAUGUAAAAUAAAUAUGUGGUUCUUUUGUACGAAAAAAAUAAGUUUCUCUCUAGUCUCCAAUAAUACAUUAUGAUGAUAUAUUUUUAAAGUUUACAUGAACAUGUUGAUCUCUUAGAGAUAUAAAUUUAUUUAUGUUUUCUGUUUGUUUGGAA